Molecule: messenger RNA, 1315 nt
Organism: Coccidioides posadasii C735 delta SOWgp
Lineage: Eukaryota; Fungi; Ascomycota; Eurotiomycetes; Onygenales; Onygenaceae
Source: RefSeq, a predicted model, not a curated record
GUUAUCUUGUCUUUUCAAGGCAUAGGUUUGGAGAUGUCCUUUCUGUGGAAUUUUCAGUGGGAGCUUAAAUAAGUCAUCCUUUGCGUUAAAGAAAACGCUGAAUAAGUAGCCAUCGAAUCCCGAAACAAAAGCCCAAAGACAUACCACCAACGGCGACUCAGGGCCUUCGCAGAGCAAGCAGAAAAGUUUCUGUCAUCUCAGAAAAGCAGCAUACAAGAUUUCCAGAGUGGGCGCAUGCUAAACUGGAGUCAAACAGGCCUUCUCCGUACUAACUUGGGUGGUAGAUUAACUAGGAAGCGUUAAUACAAGAUUCCGUCCAGAGUACUUUGCCUAGAGCCUCUGUUCGAAGUUUUUGUUUUCGAUAUGGCGAAUAAUGACCCUCCAGUCGGCUUUCACCUUAUCUCUACCCUUUGCUAUGACCCUGCCCUCGCAACUCUGCGCUCGUCCCACAAUUCUGCCUACUACCUGCUCCCUUACCACUAUGACCGCUUACUAUCCGCUGCAACCGACUUUCAGUGGACAAAAGCAGUGUCCCGCCUGCGAGAGUGCGGGCACGGGGGCCUCUUGAAGCUCUUCGACCAGAAGAUCCCUUCGCAAUCGCAGCGGUGGCGGAUGCGGAUCCUGCUUGACCAGGAAGGUGAUAUUAAAGCCGAAUUCACACCACUGACAGCACCUCUGCCGGGCGCUCUCUUUCUGCCCGCCCUCGAUGGCCCAUCUCAUCCAUUCUCGUCCGCACCUUCAUAUCCGUCCUGGGUUCUCAGGCUAGACUCACAGCCCACACAACCCUCCCCUUUCACACGACACAAGACUACCCAGCGUGAAUUGUACGACGCAGCACGGAAGCGGGCAGGAAUCAAGUCGCCCCAGCAGACAGUUGAGGUACUACUAUACAGUCCAUCGGGAGAAGUGAUGGAAGGGAGUAUUACGACUCCGUACUUCAGGCGGAGCCGGAUCCACUCUGGCCGCGGUGGGCACGGACAGGAACUGGAAGAGGUGUGGGUUACGCCGCCGUUGAGCAGUGGAGGAAACGCGGGUACAACGCGUCGGUAUGCUUUGGAAGAAGGACUAUGUGUUGAAGAAGUUGUUGGGGUCGAUGAUCUGGUCGAUGGCGAAGAGGUUUGGUUAAGCAAUGGCGUGCGGGGCUUCAUCAGAGCCGUUCUCGAGCUUGGAUGAUCCAGCUACACAUACGGAGUACGCAGUGCUUACAUAUAUUUAACCAUGGAGGACUAUGGAUACAUACAUACAUCUGCAUUGGAGCACACACACGUGUAUAAAUCAAGGCCCCUUUCUUGUAUGCUUUCACCUUAUAGAUACA